Pestalotiopsis fici W106-1 is the source of this 705-nucleotide messenger RNA. RefSeq lists its product as uncharacterized. The transcript has 2 exons. Gene Ontology annotation, cellular component: mitochondrion. NCBI's taxonomy places the organism in Eukaryota, Fungi, Ascomycota, Sordariomycetes, Amphisphaeriales, Sporocadaceae. The coding region runs from base 1 to 705 and encodes 234 amino acids. Gene Ontology annotation, molecular function: flavin adenine dinucleotide binding; flavin-dependent sulfhydryl oxidase activity. The record is from RefSeq and is a predicted model, not a curated record.
AUGGCCCGGCAACUCUCCGUCAUCGUCAUGAUGGCCAUUGCGCUAUUCUUGUGUAUAUCCUUCUUCACAUCCUUUGGUCGCGCGCCGGCCGAGACGGCCGUGUUCAGCCAGCCAGCUGAUCGCUUCAAUGACAACCUACCGCCGAGCGACGUAAAACCGCCGGUGAAGCCCGUCGAGGCUGUCGAGCCCGCGAGCCGACCUGCGGAACCCGUCAAGCCUGUCAAACCAGUGUUGGAAGGAUCGACGGAAUCCAAGCUUGCUGGACUCGAAAUCACCAGCGACUUGCUCACAGGUGCUGCGAUUGCGCCCAAGCUUGAAAAUGCCACACUCAAGGCCGAACUCGGUCGCGCGGCAUGGAAGGUUCUGCACACCAUGAUGGCCAAAUUCCCCGAUGAGCCCAGCGAGGACGAUCAACUGGCGCUCAAGUCGUACAUCCAGCUUUUUGCCCGCCUCUAUCCAUGUGGCGACUGCGCGAGACACUUCCAGGGCCUGCUCAAGCAGUACCCGCCGCAGGUGAGCUCGCGCAAUGCGGCAGCCGGCUGGGCCUGUUUUGUGCACAACCAGGUCAAUGAGCGUCUCGAGCACGAGAUCUUUGACUGCAACAAGAUUGGCGACUUUUAUGAUUGCGGAUGCGGUGACGAUAAAGAAAAGAAGGGCGACGAGGAGAAAACAACAGCGACGGGUGAGCUAAAGAAGGAAGGGUAA